Ostreobium quekettii is the source of this 906-nucleotide messenger RNA. Lineage: Eukaryota; Viridiplantae; Chlorophyta; Ulvophyceae; Bryopsidales; Ostreobiaceae. The record is from the annotation of a GenBank genome assembly.
AUGUCAGAUUCGGGACCACUGAGGCCGUGGGAGGUCAACCCAACAUCUUCAACAUCGGGCCGAAGUGCAACACCCUUGGGACCCAGCCUCCCAGGGGAUGGGCAGCGCAAACCGUGGGAUACCACACCAAGCAGCGCUGAAGCUCCAGCAAGUGGCUCAUCUACAAAUGCGUCUGUGCUUCCUGCUUCCUCACAACCUACCUCAAGCGCACUAGCUGGCCCUGUGUCUUAUGGUGCAUCUUCGAACAACAAUGGAUACAUGUCGUACAGCAACAAUGCUUAUGGAAGCUAUGGCAACAGAUUUUAUGGUGGUGCAUAUGGCUCCUAUGGCACAGGAUAUGGAGGCUAUGGGGGAGCCUACGGAGGCUACGGUGGCUAUCAAAGGGGAUACGGCAGCACGUAUGGUGGGUUUGGUGGGGGUUAUGCUGGGUAUGGCUCUCCAUACCAACCAUCACUAGGAUUUGGUAUUGGCCCCUACGGUGCCUCAGGGCCGAUGCAGCCCGGGCCACCAGUUGCCCCAGGGGAAGGCCACACGCACAGCUGGCAGGUCUUCCUUCAGGGCUUGCACAGGGUUGUGGAGUUCUUUGGUCGUGUGUCGUUUCUGGUAGACGAGAACGCGCAGGCACUGCACUUUUUCAUAUCCGCACUUCUGCAGCUGCUGGACAGGGCUGGGUCUCUUUAUGGCGAGCUGGCAAGGUACAUCCUGAGGCUGUUGGGAUGGAAGGGUGGAAGGAAGGGUGCAAGGAAGGGUGCCUCGGACCAAGGGGCGAAUGGCAAUCCUGGGCCAAACGUCCAAGGGCAGGAGGUUCCUACUAUCAGACAGAUAGCGGCAGGCCCCUCCGGAACCCAGGCACCUGGCACCAGUGCAGGGGCCACAUUCAACUCAGUUUGGGGACAGAAGAUUUAG